This is a messenger RNA of Zingiber officinale, 1212 nucleotides long. Its product is annotated as transcription factor TCP17-like. NCBI's taxonomy places the organism in Eukaryota, Viridiplantae, Streptophyta, Magnoliopsida, Zingiberales, Zingiberaceae. The record is from RefSeq and is a predicted model, not a curated record. Gene Ontology annotation, cellular component: nucleus. Bases 224 to 994 code for a protein of 256 amino acids. The transcript has 2 exons. Gene Ontology annotation, molecular function: DNA-binding transcription factor activity; sequence-specific DNA binding.
UGAUGAUUGCUUUCCCUUUAGAUAGGCACAAACAUCCACCACAGGUAUGUAAAUGGACUGCCUUUUCUUCCAUCUUUUAGGGUUCCUGCUAAUCCAGCAUCUACCAAAGGUGUUGCUUGUGGUUUGAGAUCCGCCACGAAGACAAAAUCUUUAGAGGCGAUCGAACCUCGAAGAAUUUAUAAUCCUUCCCAAUUCAUUUUUUUGGGAGGUGUUGCAGUUGCAAAUGUUGCAAUCUUCAAGAGAAGGAGCUCUCACCAAGCAAGCUGCUGGCACCAACACUCCUCCUGCCACUGACAAGUUUCAACCAAGCUCUUCGAGGGCGAAUUGGUCGGUGCUCAAGAACCCUAGGAUUGUGCGUGUGUCACGCGCCUUCGGGGGCAAGGACCGGCACAGCAAGGUGAGAACCAUCAGAGGACUAAGAGACCGGCGUGUCCGUCUAUCGGUGCCGACGGCGAUCCAGUUGUAUGACCUUCAAGAUAAGCUAGGGUUUAACCAGCCCAGCAAAGUCGUGGACUGGCUUAUCAAUGCAGCUCAGCAUGAGAUCGACAAGCUUCCCCCCCUCGAGACGCUCCAAUUAGGGGACCCUCUGAUCUUCCCGCUGGUUCCACCAAUGGCAAACCCUCACACCUCGAACAUCAGCAGCACAUAUGAUCAUGAAUACCUCAACGAUCUGAGGAACAAGGAGAGAGAAGUGAAUUUGAGGGAGGCAAACCUAAAUUUAGGGCAUCAUGCUGCUACUGUUGGACUGGAUCACAACAGUGAGGUCGCCUACAAUCCCUACUUCCAAUUGGAGAAUAGCAGUGCCACAAAUAAUGGUUACCUUCCAAUAACUAUACUCGCUUCAUAUUUGGCUGCUGCAUCAAAUAAUCAUAGUGUGGAAGCAAAGCAGUAUGACCACCUCGCGAGCUCUUCAAAUGAUCAUGACUUCAGGAGCCUGCACAGGGACACUAGGGCUGAUGCUCAGGCUUCAAGAUCACACCAUCAAGGUCAGUGAUUGGUAAACAAUCAACUGAUGAAUUACAAGUGAUUGUGGAAGUGAAGUGAUCACGUAUAGGUAUAUCCAUUAUAUUUGGGAGAUAUAUAUAUAGCUAUACCUGUGAGAAAAUAUUGUAUUUGUUUCACAUAGAUAUAUUCCACCAAAAUGUUGCUUUCUCAUGUGUUUGAAUUAUUGGGAACUUAUCAAAAAUAUUAAUGUGUUCAUACAUGUAUACA